Molecule: messenger RNA, 1002 nt
Organism: Blumeria graminis f. sp. triticale
Lineage: Eukaryota; Fungi; Ascomycota; Leotiomycetes; Helotiales; Erysiphaceae
Source: the annotation of a GenBank genome assembly
AUGCACGAUCCCUUCCCUAUUCCACCCAUCCCGUGGCUUAGCAGCGCUGUUCAACCUCUAGCUGAUUAUCUAGGUUUCCAAACUCUACCUCUACACAUACACGAGGUUUUGCUGUCUUUCUUUUCUUACGCAUUUGUUGAGAAUGUCGUUGCUCCAACUGUGUCGCAGUGGUUAUUUCCCGUCAAAUAUGCAGCACUAUCGAGGAACCGCCGACUAAAUUGGAACGUUCACGUUGUGUCGCUGGUUCAAAGUACCACUAUCAACAUCCUAGCCCUGUGGAUUCUAUAUGCAGACGAGGAACGCAAGAACAUGGAAUGGCAAGAGCGCAUCUGGGGAUAUACAGGAGCUGCUGGAAUGAUCCAGGGCCUAGCUGCCGGCUAUUUUCUCUGGGAUCUAAUGAUUUCUAUAAUCCACGUCCAGGCCUUUGGCCUCGGCAUGCUGAUGCACGCUAUCAGCGCUUUAAUAGUCUUCUCGUUUGGUUUUCGGCCAUUUGUCAACUUCUAUGGUUGUACUUUUAUCCUCUACGAACUCUCCUCCCCUUUCCUAAACUUUCACUGGUUUUUUGACAAACUGGGAAUGACUGGCUCUAAAGCACAACUUUACAACGGAUUCGUCUUACUGCUUACGUUUUUUUCAUGCCGCCUGGUCUGGGGAACAUACCAAUCUAUUAGCGUGUUCCGGGAUAUAUGGGCUGCUCUCAAUCACUAUUCUUCAGCAUCUCAGCCCUUGCAGCGAGAGAUAAUGAGGUUUGCCGGCGAUGAAUAUGUUCCUGUCUGGCUCUCAUUUAUCUAUCUUAGUAGUAAUCUCACACUCAACUUUCUCAACAUUUAUUGGUUUCGACAAAUGAUCAUUACAAUCCAGAGAAGGUUUGCGGCUCCAAAAGAGGUCAAAACCAAUGUACCAUCCGCAGUAUCACAAAAUCCCAGCGAAAAUGGCAGUCUCAAGUUUCAAUCUGAAGGUAAGAAUUCUGCGCGAAAACGCAGGAAAGGGGAAGCUUUGUGA